Messenger RNA from Gadus macrocephalus (Pacific cod), 2272 nucleotides. It is a transcript of the gene uap1, whose product is annotated as UDP-N-acetylglucosamine pyrophosphorylase 1. The transcript is spliced from 11 exons. Gene Ontology annotation, molecular function: UDP-N-acetylglucosamine diphosphorylase activity. The record is from RefSeq and is a predicted model, not a curated record. The coding region runs from base 9 to 1733 and encodes 574 amino acids. NCBI's taxonomy places the organism in Eukaryota, Metazoa, Chordata, Actinopteri, Gadiformes, Gadidae. Gene Ontology annotation, biological process: UDP-N-acetylglucosamine biosynthetic process.
GGAGGGCGAUGCUUAGUGCCACGUCGAACGUGACGACGAAACCGGGAGGUGCCGUAAGGGGGCGUGGCCAUCGAAUCCAGUACUGGAAGACCAGUAACUGCAACACAGUUACACUCAUUUAUGUUCUUAAAUCCCAGGGAGUCGCAGAUUACAGAGAGAGACGCCAGAACAUGGAUCAACACUUCAGUCGACUCUCCGAGACCCUGGCCGCGGCCGACCAGUCCCACCUCCUGCAGUUCUGGAAGGAGCUGAGCCCCCAGGAGCAGGCCGUCAUGACGGCGGACCUGGAGGCUAUAUCGUUCGGGGAGAUCAAUGGCUUCUUCAAGAACGCCAUGGAGAUGUCCAACAGCAGCAAGCAGGAGAAGAUGGAUGGGCGAAUGGAACCGGUUCCCAAAGAUGCUCUGGGCAGCGUCACGCGAGACCAGGACAGCAUGACGGACUGGGAGAAGGAAGGUCUGCGGUGCGUCUCCCAGAGCCGCGUGGCGGUGCUCCUGUUGGCGGGGGGCCAGGGCACCCGUCUGGGGGUGCAGUACCCCAAGGGGAUGUACGACGUGGGCCUGCCCUCCCACAAGACGCUGUUCCAGAUCCAGGCGGAGCGCAUCCUGCGGCUGCAGCGGCUGGCCGGGAAGACGCACGACACCAAGAGCCAGAUCCCCUGGUACAUCAUGACCAGUGGCCGGACCAUGGACGCCACCAGGGACUACUUCUCCAAGCACUCGUUCUUCGGGCUGGAUCCCGGCCAGGUCAUCUUCUUCACGCAGGGCAUGCUGCCCGCCAUGGACUACAGCGGCAAGAUCAUCCUGGAGAGCAAGGGCAAGGUCUCCAUGGCCCCUGAUGGGAACGGGGGGCUGUACCGCGCCUUGGCGAAGCAGGGCAUCGUGGAAGACAUGGAGAGGAGGGGGGUGGAGCAGAUCCACGUCUACUGCGUGGACAACAUCCUGGUCAAGGUGGCCGACCCCGCCUUCAUCGGCUUCUGCGUGCUGAAGGGGGCAGACUGCGGCGCCAAGGUGGUGGAGAAGACGAACCCGACGGAGGCGGUGGGGGUGGUGUGUAAGGUGGACGGCGUCUACCAGGUGGUGGAGUACAGCGAGAUCACGCUGCCCACGGCGCAGCGUCGUGGCUCCGACGGACGGCUCACCUUCAACGCCGGCAACGUGUGCAACCACUUCUUCAGCAUCGGCUUCCUCAAGGACGUGGUGCAGAAGUACGAGCCCCAGCUGCAGCACCACGUGGCCCAGAAGAAGAUCCCGUCCGUGGAUCCUCAGGGCCGCCGGACCUCGCCCGACAAACCCAACGGCAUCAAGAUGGAGAAGUUCGUCUUUGACAUCUUCCAGUUCUCCAAGAAGUUCGUGGUGUUCGAGGUGCUGAGGGAAGACGAGUUCUCGCCGCUGAAGAACGCCGACAGCCAGGACGGUAAGGACACGCCCUCCACGGCCAGGCACGCCCUCAUGUCGCUGCAUCACCGCUGGGUGCUAAACGCUGGGGGCCACUUCAUCGACGAGAACGGCACGCGCGUCCCCGCCAUUCCCAGAGAUGGCGCCGCAGGGGCUGUCUCACGCGACGUCAACGCAAACCUGAAGGAUGGAACUGACCUGCCAAUCAAGUGUGAGAUCUCCCCCCUGGUGUCUUACGGUGGAGAGGGUCUGUCGGAGCUGGUGAAGGGCAAGGAGUUCAGACCCUCCCUGGUGAUCGACGAGGCGGGCGUCCAUGAGCUGGUGAAGAACGGGGUGUAGAGGGGGAGAGAGCAGGAGGACACAUGGAGGGAGAGAGAGAGACGAGCAGGGAGGCCUUCUGUGACCCCGCCCUCACCAGCUUCUCUCCACGGAGACUCCGUCAUCUGAAGUAACGCUACCAAUGAGUGCUGUGAUUGGACGAAAUGCAGGGCGAUGGUUUGUUUGUUUUUAGUAGAACGCAUGACGCCAUCUCGUUAUUCUGUCUGAAUGAAGUGAACGACAGCUAUUUAUUUAAACUAAUUAAUGACAUCAUUUUUAUACACAUCGAUCAAGGGUCAUCUACUCUUUUAAAAAUAGAAUCUCUCUCUAUAUAUAUAUAUAUAUGUGUAUAUACAUGGUAUAUACAUUCCGUUUACAAUGUGGGUCUAGUCUUGAAGGCAAGGGGAACAUGUAAUGAAGAUACAUGGUGACGAUUCGGGUGUAUUUAGGGUGUCUGCUUCUUUUCUUCCUGUAAUCACAUGAAAUAUGAUCUUGUUAAAGAUCCAGAGGAAUCAAGCUUUUCUAUUUAAUAAAUGUCCUCUUUGGAGGGGGUACCGAGA